This is a messenger RNA of Rotaria socialis, 2940 nucleotides long. NCBI's taxonomy places the organism in Eukaryota, Metazoa, Rotifera, Eurotatoria, Philodinida, Philodinidae. The record is from the annotation of a GenBank genome assembly.
AUGGCUGCAUCAGUAACUUUGAAUGACGACGAAUAUUUUAUUGUUCACCUUCCUGAAUACAGACAUGCAGAUACACAGCGACAAAGAGCGGCUGAACAUUAUGCUCAACAAAACAAGCCCAUACAAGACUUAAAGAAACAAGUGCAAGCACAAAAAUCCAAAGUUGUCACAGAAUAUGAUUCUAUUCUGAAAGAAAGUUCGAAACAAUUAGAAGAACUCCGGGAACAAGCAAAUCGUAUCAAAGAUCUUGAAGAUGCUACAAUAAAAUUAUAUGAGAAAAAGAUCGACCUGAGCAAACAAAUUCACAAAGACGAAGUCGCUAUAGUCAAAUUUCAAAAAGAGCAAGAGACAUAUAAAAAUGAUCUGGAAAGUCUCAACGAAAAAAUGAUACAAUAUGAAACAGAGGAAGAACUAUUAAAGCAACAAUUGUACGAUCUCAGAGAACGAAAAAAUGCGGCAACUAAUGAACAGGAUUAUAUACAAAUGUCAUCAAAGGAGUUAGAAAAUUACUUAAAACAAGUGCGCGCAGACCUACAGAGAAAAGAAAUACAGCUAGCAGAACUUGAAAGCAAGCGCAAGGAGUUAGAAGAACAAAAAGACGAAAUUAUUAAGAGUAUUAAGACUCUCGAAAAAGGUAUUGAAGCCAUAGAGAAAGAAAUUAAGAAACUAACGGAAAAAUACCUUGAAAUAACUACAAAACAAAAAGAUUUGGAAAAACAAAUUGAACAAACUCGGUUGAUGAUUGCAAAAUUGAUGGAAAUGGUGAAAGAAAAAGAAAAGGGUAUUUUCCAAUUGGAAACGCAUAUGGCAAAUCAAGAAAAUAUUAUUGGUCAACUGCAAGAUGAAGUAAAAAAGAUGCAAGAAGAAGCCAAAAGACUAACUGAAAAGAUACAAGAUUAUCAAAAGGAUUUGAUUGACCUACAAAAAACUAUAGAUAAACUUGCUCUAGAUCGUACAAUACUAGAAGAUAGGCAACGUGAACUUGAAAAAGCACUUCAGACAAUGGAAAAUCAGCUGCUCGAGACUAAUAAUGGAUUAACAAUUUCUAUAGAAAAAUUAAAAAAUUCGGAACAAUUACAUUCUCAAGCAGAAGUUAAAGUAAGAGAACUUGAAGUAAAGGAAAACCAGUUAACAAAGGAAAUUGAAGAGCUUCAAAAAAUUUCAGACAAUUUAUUGGAAAAAAUAAGUGAUCUAGAUAAUGAAUGUGCGGAUUUAAAUAAUCUUAUCGAAGAAGUAAAAGUUGACAAUGCAACAGCUGAUAAUGAAUAUAAAGACGCUCAACAAUUGCUAAAUGCUUCGAAACAACAGGAGCGCGACGAUACUCAACAGUAUGAAAAAGCACUGCAAGAAGAGAAAGUUAUUGAAUCGCAAGUAGCUGCAGCGUUGCAUGAUCUGCAAAUGGCCGAAGCAGAAUUAAACGCGGUUAAAGCUAAAGCUACAGCAGAGGCCAUAUGGAAGACGAUUGUACUUGUACUACAGUUCAUAUCACCUGAAAUGGCACUCGGUGGAAGCCUGAUGGGCAAGUCGAAUAACGCAGAAGCGGAGUUGAGUGAUAUUAAAGCAAAACUUGAACAGAAGCGCACUGCGCAUAAUGAUCUAAAAAAUAAAUUGGGCGAAGCCAAAAUUAAAACAAGUGGAUUUCAAUCGAAACUGAAAACAACUACAGAGGAAUGUUCAAAACAAGAAACUAAUGCGACGAACAAAAAGCAAAAUUUUGAUAACUCAGCGAGAAAACUGAAGGAGUUGAAAAUUCAACUUCGUGAUAUUACUCGCCGUCGUUCACAAACCGAGGCACAACAGAAGAAAGCUAAUACUAAGUUAGAACGGGAUAAAUUGCAGUUGUCUUCAGUUACCAAUGAUGUACAACGAUAUAGCCAAGACGCAGAAAACUACCGUGUUCAAAUAGUUUCGAUCCAAACAGAUAACAAGACUUUACAACAACAGAUAAAACAACAACAGAGUACGAUCGCAAAACACAAAGAAGACAUUGAAGUAAAUCGUACGCUUCUGAUCAAAGUAACGGAACAAUAUAAACAACAGACAUCUGCUUCAGAACAGCAGAAAAAUAAGAUAGAAGAUUCCAAGAAAGCUUUAAGCGAGAUGCUCAAUCUUGAAAAAGCAAAAGUUCGUGAAAUUGAUAACCAACAAAAGUUAAAAGAAUCUAAUGCGAAAAAAGUAGAAGAGUUACGUGAAGAAAUCAAGGUUAAAGAAAGUCAAUUGGAACCACUCAAAACAGAACUAGGUAAAGUAAAAGAAGAAGUAGAGGCAUUAAAUGAAUCUAUGAAGAACUUACAGAGAAAGAAAACAUCUUUGGGGAAUGAUAAAAGUGAGAUGCACAAAAAGAUUGAAGGAUAUGAGCAAUCUCACAAAGAACUGAAUGCAAAGAUGCAAAAGGAAGCGGCUCAUAUGGAACAGCUCCGUGCAACAGUGAAAACAUUGGAGGAUCAAAAAACUCGAGUACAUAAAGAAAUUGAGAUUUUUGACCAGCGAUUAAAAAAUAAAACGUUGGAACGUGAAAAAAAUCAAACAGAAAUGAAUCAAGCGAAUGAUUCCUUGAAAGAAAAUAAAAGGAAAAUGAAGAAGCUUCACGAGGAGGUUAACGACGCAAUUACCGAAAGAGAUGCAGUUGACGACAGUAUAAAGACAAAUCAAAGAACAAUUGCUACACAUGAGGAAAAUUUUCAAAGCUUGGUUGAGAAAAUACACAAUGCUACAGAGAAAUCAACCAACAAUAACAAACAAACCGUAGAGAUUAAUCAACGAUUAGAAAAGGUGCAGACAAAAGUUACCGAACUUAAAAAAGUUUUUUGGGAGGCACAAGGAGAAUUAAACAAGCAACAGUAUGAAAUCAUCGAACGAGAGGUUGACCGUAUAAAGUCAUCAAGGAUUGGCAAUGAUGUUCCGCUUCCUAACAGAAACCGUUUAUUAAAUAAUCAGUGA